Molecule: messenger RNA, 3302 nt
Organism: Neocloeon triangulifer
Lineage: Eukaryota; Metazoa; Arthropoda; Insecta; Ephemeroptera; Baetidae
Exons: 4
Coding region: 193-3042 (949 amino acids)
Source: RefSeq, a predicted model, not a curated record
CAUCAGUAAACAAAACAGAAAAGUCGAGAAUCGCAUUGUCGCAGUCAAUGAAAACCGUAGGCAGAGACAGGUAGGAGAUAAGAUAAAAGCGAUUUUUCCUCUAAACUCAGGACUUAUAAUUUUGGGCGUGCUUGUUUUACACGUUAGUACAAAUGCAACGGAACAGCAGAAUAAUUACAUUGAGGCCGCACAAUGGACAACUUGUGUGACCUGCUGUCCACCCUUUCUGAGUUUGGCGACGCUGCUGUUGUUUUUGUCGAUCUUCGGGGUAAAAGUCCACCCGUUUCAGACAAUGAAAACCAUGAAGACGAACCAGAUAGAGUUUUUCUCAAAAGACAAGAAGUUAAUGUAGCUUAUCUACCAGAUUUUCCUCGGCCAGAUCCGCCAGGUGAAGUCAUCUUUAUGGAAAUGUUAAGCAGAGCUGGCACGCAGGCGAUUCCUCUACAUGAAAAGUUUUUUGCCAAAAAGCAACUACACAAAUCCCUCUACACUACCUUUGGAGUGGCAACGCUUGAGUUUAUGGACACUGAAUUCUAUGACUGUAGCCUCCUGUUUUCCGACAAAGCAAAAACCAAAGAAGAUCGUUUCUGUGAUCUGAGCAGAGCGACUCGUGUAGCCUUCAUCACCGACAAUGCGGAGCUCAAUUUCUGGUCCAUGCUAGACAAAGCUGUAAAAAGUGGAAACGAAUCAGCGUUACUGACUUUGAGGUUGUUCCUUACUAACUAUAUUGGAAAAGAUGUUGCCGAAUACAUGAAGAAAAAUCAUCCCAAUCAAAACUUCUCUCCUGGUAAAUUUCUACUCAACCCUGGUAUUCUUUGGCAGCUCUACUUCAAUUCUGCGUUGUUAAACCAAUGGCUAAUGAUGGCCCUCUUUAUUGUCUUGAAGCACGAGGCAUGCAGCAUUUCUUUAUUCAAGCACCUGCCCAUUCCAGAGCAGUUAGCCCCGGGUGUCCAAGACCUUCUGAUGUUCUUCAGGGACCUGUGGAAAAGGCUUAACUAUGGCUUUGCCCUGCUUAGUUAUCUGGUCAAGAUUCAUCCGAAUACAGAUGAGCAAGUGACAAAACUGAUUAUGGAGGAUGUGGUUGCUCCUGUGUUGGCCUCCAUCAGGGUCAUUUUGAAUGAAGAGCACCAUUUCGAGAAGCUUUGUGUUAACCUGCCAAAGGUCAUAUUAACCGCAAGGCAAGAUGGAUCCUUUGGUAAAGAUGUCUUCAUCAACCCCAGGAAUUACUCCGUUGACCAGACAGUUGAAAACUUUGAUACGAUUUACACAAUUCGAUACUGGGUUUUAGGAGGAGAAUCCAAGGAAUGCUUUGGUAGUAUCAAAACCAAAAUUGAGGACUUGAAAGCAACAAUAAAUGAGAGCAAAAUGUAUCAGUUUAUGGACAAGAUGCCCAUCUUCGUCAGCAGCCUAGACCGAGCCGCAAACGCACUUUAUUUAACAACAGAUUUAGCAAGUAAAGUACAUGAUUUGGAAAGCUACAAAAAUUUUCUAUCUAAGGUGUGGGAAAAAAAUGAUGAAGUCGACAUCAGUCGCGGCAGCAAACUUGAUAGUUGUCUACUCACUUUGUUGCAUGAAGAACAACGUGCCUUGAAGAACAGUGUUGGAGCAAGAACCUUUGUCAUGCAGGGGAAGAAACUAGAAGUCGUGGCUAAUUUGUCAGUUGUGGAAGAGACUAUUAUCUUAGUGAAGAGCAUAGAAAAAAGAAAGCUUCAAAAGCAGGCUGCCAAAUAUUUGAAGGAAUGGGACGGAAAAAACUGUAUCAACCCUUUCAAUUUUUUGGAAAAGCUUGACCUGUCAAACCAAAAAAAUUCCAUUGAGGCAAAAACUUUUAGAUUGGCUAAACAAAUGGUAUGUUUUAAAUCAUCACCAGGUUACCCUUACUGGACUUUCAACUACUGCAUCUUGCCAACAUUUGUGAAUUGCUUCCGUACUAAUAAAAAGCGUGCUAAAUUUGAGCACAAGUUGUCAGAGUUCUUCCUCGAGGAACUGCUGUCCCUCCUCACCAAAGAUCACGAUGCUUGGAGGUCAGGAUCAGGUCAUGCCGAAUUUUCUACAAAAGACCACCUGUCUGAAGAUGAAAGUUAUGUCACCUCUCUCAUAGAUUGGAGGAAAAAGUUCCUGGACAGAAUUUGCCAUGCAGUGUCCAAGACGUGCAAAAAUGUCACUGCGCCCAUUGAGAGAUUUAACAAACUGCUUUCCCUCAACGCAGCAAAUACCUUGCCCACUCUGAAUGACAUCAUGACUGCCACUUUUCAAAAAUUGGCCUUUGACUGGAUGCGAAAAAGUGCUUACUGGAUCAAUAUGAUAAUGUUUUCCCUAACGGAGGCAAUUUCUAAAUGUGCAGCAGAACCGUCAAUCAAUUUAAAAAAUCUGAUCCUAGCCAUUCACACCAUGAUUGAACUGGUGAGUUUGUUUGAAACUCAAUCAACCAAGUUCAAUGCCCAGCGUAAAGAACUAAAACUGAGGUUACAAACUCUAGACGACGCUUAUCUUGAGCUGAUGGGAGAAAACAAGGCACUUUCAAAAAGCAAAGGCGUGGCGAAUACUUGGCAAAAGCUCGGACUGAUUCUCCACCUGCUUUACGAAAUGUGCAAGACUGUAAAAGUUCCAAAAAACUACAAGCCACCCACCUACUACCCUGAAGACUCCAAACUUAUUAUUAUGUGUUUUGCUGAGAGGAAACUUGAUAAACUCAAGAUUGCAAUUGCUUCAAUUUGCAUUGAUGCCAAACGCCAAGAUCAAACCUGGACUACAGUGGAGGUAAUGAAGAAUUCGCCUGAAAAUAUGUUCACUCCUUGCCUCGAAAGAAUCAAGGAGGGCAAGAUCAGAAGCUGGGACGAAGAUGUCCUGAUUCCUGUGAAGCACUGUCGUUUCUGCGGGAAAGUCAAUGUCAAGUUGAUGAUGUGCACUGCGUGCAAGGAUAUGGACGAGUACCCUGACAUUCACUGGUUCUGCGGAGACAAGUGUGAGGCCAACGCCUUUAAGAAAACUAAUCUUCGAGAUGAUCACGAAAAUUUUAUUCUCGAUAAGAUGGUUUUUUAAAUGGAAAAAAUAUUGAGAAGGUUAACAUCAAAUAUUUAAAUUUCUUUGGAUAGUCGGUAAUUUUUUUUUCAAAAUUAUUUUUUAUUUUCUGCAAAAUGGAUAUUAGUGUGAUAGAUGUCUAGCUUCAUUUUUAAUGUGUUUUUGAUGUGAUUUUAUUUGGAUUUAUAAAGUUUUUAAGAAACUAAUACGGAUGUAUACGGACAAAGUGAGAAAAUUUAAAUUUUUACAAUAAAUUAUUGCAAUUUUUAGCUAUCAACAAA